Caenorhabditis angaria is the source of this 494-nucleotide messenger RNA. NCBI's taxonomy places the organism in Eukaryota, Metazoa, Nematoda, Chromadorea, Rhabditida, Rhabditidae. The record is from the annotation of a GenBank genome assembly.
AUGAAAAAACAUUUGUCUAUUUUCCUUAUAUUUCUAAUCAAUUUUUCACUUCAACAAUGUUCACAACGAGAAAAAUUGGAAAAUCGAGAAUUUGUCAAAACUUUGUUUGUUUUUAUUGCCCCUAGUAAUCCUGUCUUUAUUUAUCGGCCUUCAGAAGAUGAUGUGAGUUUUUUUUUUGAAAAUUGAUUUGUAUGGUGUGCUUUUGCAAUUGAAAUGAAAAAGUUCGUAAAUCUAUAUGAUGCACAAAAAACAUUUGAAAAAGUUCGAAUCUCGCAGAAGCGAUUGAAAAUGAAUUUCAGAUGAAAAGAUUCAGGAUUUUGUACGAACAAGUGAUGUGUGAAAUUCCAACUUAUGACAAAUUCAAAUAUAUGACUGUGAUAAACCAGAAAAAAUCGGAUGGAUCAAUAAAUCAUAAUUUUGAACUAGAAAUCGACUGGAAUUCAGCCAGAAAUAAAAUCAAGUCAAGUUCCGGUGAGUUUGUGAAAAUAUUGUGA